This is a messenger RNA of Calypte anna (Anna's hummingbird), 4295 nucleotides long. RefSeq names its product Josephin domain containing 1 (gene JOSD1). The coding region runs from base 1426 to 2034 and encodes 202 amino acids. Gene Ontology annotation, molecular function: cysteine-type deubiquitinase activity. The transcript has 5 exons. Gene Ontology annotation, biological process: protein deubiquitination. Lineage: Eukaryota; Metazoa; Chordata; Aves; Apodiformes; Trochilidae. The record is from RefSeq and is a predicted model, not a curated record.
UCAAGUCGCUGGCCCAGCAGUCCCGCCCGGGCGCUCCGCGGUGGUAGCGGGGACGGGCGACCAGCCUGGGCAUCGGGGACCCAGCGUACCUGCACCACUCACGCCUUGCCCGGAGUCCGUCGGGGGAUUGGGCAGAAGGGCUGACCGAAGGGGCCCGCCACCCUGUCGGGCCUUGGGCUCCAAAGGGAAAGCCCCCCUGCUGCCCCGGCCACUGGAGCCCUCGGCGUUCAGGCCAUGAGGAGCAGCCCCAGCGGGACGUCAGCGCCGAGGGAAGAAGAGAGUCCCGCCCGCUGAGAGGUUUUACGGGCUGGACGGUGACCCCCGAGCAGCGGGGAAGCCGCCCGGCCUGUUUCUCCACCGCCAGCAGCUCCAGCUUGGCAGAAAGCGCGGAUUCAUGUUUAUUCACCAGGCGGUAAAACCACUCCAGUUGUCCGGGAUUAUUUACCACAGCGUGAGGCUCAGCGCCCUCAUUAAUUAAGCAGGCGAGAAGAAAAGGGAGAAAUUGAAGCACAGGGAAACUAAACUCCCACCACCACCACCCCCCUCCACCUUCCCCCUUUAAGGUCGCGCAGCGUAAUUAGCGGCGGGGCCGGGAGCAACCCCUGCCCUCCCGGGGGCCGCGGUCUGGAGGUGGGCACCGGCUGGGCUGCGGUUCCGAAUGGGGAGGACCCCUGACACAUCCCAAAUCCUCCCCCCACCCCCCCCCAACGCCUCCUCCUUCUCGCCCCUAAGCCACCACUUCGGGUCCGCUCCGCUGACGUCAGGGGAGUGCGGGUGAGGGUCACUUGUGAGGAAUUGCCUUCCCCGGAGCCUGGAGCUGGUUUUUUGGGGUUUUUUGUGGCCUAGCAAGGAGCGGUUUCCUUUGCCAAGCUGUUGGCAUCUUCUUGCCUGGAUUCAGUCAUUCCCAAAGGAAUGGAGGAAUGCAGCUGAUAAGUCCUUAACCACUCGGUGCUCCCACAGGCAGCACCAGAAGCCGGCUUCAUCUUCUCCAGUUUGGCACUCUGGGGGAAGGGGGAAGGUGUUUUUUUUUUUUGUUACCUGCUCUGGGUACCUUUUUAGUGGCACUAGAGACCAAAGGAGAUGGAAGAAAAGGAGCGAUGUGAUAAAUUCCAGCAGUUACCUAGACACUAAGUGGAUUGAUCUCUUUUGACUUUUUUUUUUUCUGGGGGGGAAGGGGAAAGUAUUACAUUUUAUGGGGUAUGAGAGGAAGGAGGGAAAAUAUGUUGCAGAUCUUUAUGUGGUUUUUAAAACCAGCCAUCAGAGGCAAUUACUGAGUAAACUGAAACACAAGAGGAGGGUUUGUGAGCUGGAAGCAGCGCUAGCCUGCAGAAGAACAGGGCAGUGGGCUGCUGUUGUGACUGUGGAGGAAGAAACUUCAGCCUUCUGCCUUUCUCACCACCUACUCUCCAUCCACUCUAUGCGAAAAUGAGUUGCGUGCCAUGGAAAGGUGACAAGACCAAAUCGGAAUCACCAGAGCCACUCCAGCAACCACCACUGCAUAUUUACCAUGAGAAGCAGCGUAGGGAACUGUGUGCUCUCCAUGCCCUCAACAAUGUCUUCCAGGACAGCAACGCCUUCACUAGGGAAACUCUACAGGAGAUUUUUCAGAGGCUGUCUCCCAACACCAUGGUGACGCCCCACAAGAAGAGCAUGCUGGGGAAUGGGAACUAUGAUGUUAAUGUGAUCAUGGCAGCACUUCAGACCAAAGGCUACGAGGCGGUUUGGUGGGACAAGCGCAGGGAUGUUAACGUCAUUGCCCUGUCUAAUGUGAUGGGCUUCAUCAUGAACCUGCCCUCCAGCCUCUGCUGGGGCCCCUUGAAGCUCCCCCUCAAGCGACAGCACUGGAUCUGUGUCCGGGAGGUGGGAGGCACGUACUACAACCUCGACUCCAAACUCAAGGUGCCCGAGUGGAUUGGAGGUGAAAGCGAGCUCAGGAAAUUCUUGAAACAACAGCUGAGAGGAAAGAACUGUGAACUCCUGCUGGUGGUGCCAGAGGAGGUGGAAGCACAUCAGAGCUGGAGAGCUGAUGUGUGACCCAGACCAACUCUGCCCUCCCACCUACAGUUCUUCCCCUUUACUCAACUCUGACAUUCUGAAACCCGGAUAGCGGUGCCCUGACUCUCCUCACCUGGAACUUCCUUCGUUAGGCUCUUCUCUUCCUUCCUUGGUGCAAUAGGGCAACAGUGUAGGACAUUGGGGGUGGUGGGUGGGGAAGAACUGAGGGCAGAGCAGAGGAAACUGGAAGGCAGUCACUUUAAUUGCAAAGGUGGGUGAGCUGCUUGCCCUUCAGCUCACUAGAAGGUGUUGUGCUCUUUGAAACUGGGCUUUGGGAUGAGGGUGUCCAGAAGCCUCUGGCCUCCCUUUCCACACAUCGUGGUCAAGGCUCUGUGUGGUGGGACACUGCCCUCCCAAGUCACUUCCUCCAAAACAAGUCGUCAUGAAGACGGCUGCAACUCCUAAGGGUCUCUCAGGACACUCUCAAACACUAGGAAUGGUACGGUGCUCAGCAAAGCCCUCUGCUUCUUAGGGAUGGUUUGUGCCAGGAAUGAGAAAACAAUGAUGAAAACAUCAUCUUUCAAGAAAUUCUUCGGGUAGCAAAAGGAUUCUUCCGCAGUGUCUCCAGGGAUUUAUGUAUGUUCUGAGCAGUUGUUCAGCAGCAUGUGGCUGGCCAAGGCAAUGUGGAAAAAGCAAAUGCGAGCCAGUUGAGAAGUAUCAGGUUUCUGGAGUGGAGAGAAGCAGUAGUCUGCUUGGGUUUCUUUGUGCUAUGUUGGGUUUGUUGUUGGUUUUUUACCUUUAGAAUCUGGUUUGGUUUUUUGCAUGGGGCUGCUGGGAUACAGGAAUAAAACUUAAGGGGUUUGGAGAGGAAUUCAUUCCCUUUUACUUCCCUCUUUCUAGAAGUGUAGCCCACAGUCAUGAACACCAUGUGAAAUGUCCCAGAAAGAGGUAAAGUUACAAAGCAAAAAUAGCUGAGGAGGGAAGCUUUUGUAAUUGUCAGUUUUUUUCCCUUUUUAUAGUUACUAGUUGGUAAUGUGGGAGAUACAGGGGGCCCACCAGAGCCUUGGAGCAUUACAGAGACCCUGGCCUGGUAAUUGAACCAACCUAUUUUACAGCAUUAGCCAACAAACAUUCCAUUAACAGAUUAAUUGCUUUUUCCUCCCCUCCCUUCCGUGGGGAAAAGUGACUAGACAUGGAGACACUAAGGAAUCCCCAGUCACUGGGGUAAGCUGUAGCUCAGUCAUGCCUUCCACAGCAGGAGGAGGAAACACUGAAUUUUGGAGACCGUUGUGUUCAGCUCUUCCUGGCUGAGCUGCUGCUUGAUUCCCUCCUUUCCAUAUGGCAUGGUCUCCAUUCAACUGCAGUCUCCGGGAUGUGACGGAGCUUGAAGGAUCCCCCUCUUCUGUGCAGGCAGCCUCAUUAGUGGUGUUAAGAGCUUGUGAAGGGAGGGGCUGCAACUACCUUUUCUCUGAUAUUUUUCUCUCAAGAGCUCCGCAAAUGCAUGAGCGGGUGCUCGUAGCUGAGAGACCACCACACUCACACCUUCCUAACAGAACAGAAGCUGUGUGAUGAUGUUCACCCACCCCCAGAUGCCUGGCAAGCACCGUGUUGCAGUCUUCUGAGCACAGCCUCCCACAGCCAAGGGCGAUCUGCACUUCAGUUUUAAAGACCCAAUGUUUCGACAGAAAGUCCAAUUUCGUAAUACAUUCCAGUGACCAAUACCAGCUGGUGGACUUUUUAAACACUUUACAGGCAGGAUGUGCAGCCUGCAGCUGUCCUGCUCAUGACUUGAAGCCAUUUCUUCAAGAGGGGGAAGAAAAAUAAAAAUCUCAACAGCAAUGUUUUCUAUGCUGAUCAAAGUCGCACUUUGGAGAAACCCUGUUUGCAUGGAAACUGCAAGCCAACAGAGCAGUGCACAAUAUGCAAAGAUGUUUUAAAAUAUUUUGGGGCUACUUUCCACUCCCUGUGUGUCAGCACUUCUCCCGUGGAGGAGGGGUAACAGUGUGAUCCAGCUGCUCAGGUAAAGGGAAGGUGUAGGAUCACACCCGCGGGGAGGCAAGGGGAGGAGAGCCUGUCCAGUCCCACUGAUUGGGAGUGGGGGAAGCCCCUGUUUGUUUUCUUGCUUGUUUGGUUUUGUUAGAGCCUGGUCUUGGGUUUGUUUACAGAGAUGUAUUUUGGUUAACCAAAUAUUAAAAAUGGAAAAAAAAAUUUAUUUCCAUAUAAAUGUCCUAUCACUUCUGUAUGUUCAGCUCAAUUGUUCUGUAACAAAGUAUGUAAAGGAAAAAUAAAAUUUUUUUUCU